This is a messenger RNA of Tachysurus fulvidraco (yellow catfish), 4026 nucleotides long. RefSeq lists its product as uncharacterized. The coding region runs from base 292 to 2778 and encodes 828 amino acids. Gene Ontology annotation, molecular function: protein binding. The record is from RefSeq and is a predicted model, not a curated record. The transcript has 15 exons. NCBI's taxonomy places the organism in Eukaryota, Metazoa, Chordata, Actinopteri, Siluriformes, Bagridae.
GACGUAGGCGCACGUACCGAAGCGCUCGAGCGAUAGUUACAUUGAAGGCUUUUGUAGUUUCAGAUAAUGAACUACAUUGUUUUAUCCGGAUCGGAGCUUUCGCGUCUUCGGUCAUCUCCAUAAAAGCUUUGAAUCGGUUUGUACCGGGAUUAGACAUUGUGCGGAUUUAGAUCCGACUUUCUCUCCGGUUGUUUACACGGGACAGUGUGAACAGGAGAAAUGCUCUUACUGUAGGAUAAGCUUUUGAUUUAUUUUGUCGAAAGAAAAGAAAUCUCCUUAUCUGCUCUGGGAAUGGCUGAAGCGAGAGUUGAGGAUGAAGAGGAGACUUUUAGAGAGACGCGAGAGGCCGGCGGCACGAGACGAAACGCUCGAGCGCCCACCGCGGCUUCAGAUCGAGCAGAUAGGAACAAGCCUGAGCAACGUCAGUCCAGCACGCAGGGCGCGCUCUCGUCGAUCAGAGCUGUGAUAAAAAGAACGUCCACCAGAACAGCUGCUCCGACCGACCAAACCAGAGAGAGACGGCGUCCAGAGAUCACAAUUCUCGCAGCUGAACCCCUGGCUUCAAACUCCUGGUUUCCAGGGACAUCUGGGGCGUUUCCUAUGGCUCCGCCCCCUGUUCAACCGUCCUGGACCAGUUCUGUUACAGUAGAGCUUCCGCCACCUUCGUACGCUCAGGUGAUUCGAGAGAAAAGCCGGGAGCAGAAUACCCACGCGUCCUCGGUCUCUUCCUCCGCCUCCGCCUCAUCACCCUCCUCCUCAUUAUCAUCAUCAUCAUCAUCCUCUGCUCCUCGUCACACUGCCACCAUCUCCACACAGACCGAUCCGGAGGCUUCUGAGCCGCAGAGCUGUACCAAACCAUCGACGCGCCGGCCCCCAAAACCGCCUCGUCCGUCCCUCCCUCUCGCUCCCAAACCUGCUGAGCCGGUACUCUCCCACACACACUCUUUGAUCGAGCUGGAUGUGCCUGACCCACCCUGUUCCUCACACACUCCAACACACCCUCCUUGUGGCGAGCAGUGUGGCAUUCAGACUGAAUUCACUCCUGCACCGAAGCCCUUGACUCCUAUUAUUCUUGACACCUCCCAUAUGACCAAUAAAACUCAAUCUCAGGCCCCGGGGAAACAGGAGGUUUCAGCACGCCCCAGGCCACGCCCUCGCUCCAAAGCAUUUCUGCCAUCAGUGAUUAAAGAGGAGGUUCAGGAUCAUCCAACAACAAGAGAGGUCAAAGUUCAGACCUUGGUGCGUCUUAAAGACAAUGGCACCGAAAGCGUUUUUUCCGGUUUUACUGAAACGUCUUUAGACACCACAUCAAACAAGUAUCUACAGGACUUGUUGGACGUCUUCGGUUGUGAUGAACCAGCCAUCAGAGACGAACAACAUGAUGAAAGUGUCCCUAAUAACAAGAACGCCGAAGAGGAAAGCGUCGCUUUGGAAAGCUGCUCGGUUUCCACGGUUGCGGCCGAAUCUUUGGAAACCAUAACAAGACCAGAACCACGACCACGAACCCAGAUUCCCAAACAACGCAUCUCCAUAAAACCAAUACCGAGUGUGGAGGAGACCAUAACAUCUUCAGAAGAACAAAAUAAUCCAGUGGUUCAUCCACUUCCUGCUCCGAGACCUCUAGUGAAAAAGGUGGUCGUGUCCCAGGAUCAGGGUUCCUCAGAGGAGAAGAGCGAGCGUUGUCCUCCCCGUCUGCCCCCCAGACCGGCGCUAGCUGCACGGGGGUCUGGAGUAUCCACCCAGGAAGAUGGAGCUCAGCCUGCAGAAGUGCCCAGUAACCCUGGGAAGCCUGUAACAAUCACAUCUUCCAGCAGAGGCAGAGGAAAAUGUCCAGCUAAACCUCCAUCACACAGGAGGCCACCACCCCCAUCGUACACUCCUGCACACACUCCUGCACACACUCCUCCACAGAUCUCGUCAGGUGCAGUCAGUUCUGUAAGCGUUAGCAAAUCCAGCCCAUCCCUACCACACCAAUCCAGUGAGGGUGAGCUGCUUCCUCUGCGUCCUCCUCCUAUCAAGUUGAGCAAACCAGCAGGUUCCUCUGUGAAUCCUGCUAAAAACAAUCAGCACUCGGGUUCUAGGGGGGCAAAACGAGGACCACCGCUUCCCCCGAGACCAGUGCCUGGGCAUCCUCUUUACAGACACUACACAAGCAAAAGCCCUCAAGGAACUAAUAAAGUAAACCCCCCUAGCAGUGAGCCUGGAGAAUCCCACCUACAGAAAGAGAAGCUUCUUGUCGUUCUCGACGAUGCAGCGACCAACCAACAACCAACAGAGACACCAGGAUUCCCAGGAAGUGUGAAAGGUAAACAUCAGGACUCAUCGUUAGAAGAACCCGUGGAGGAGCAGACGGAGGAGCAGCAGCCUGAGACAAACACCAGUGUCCGGUAUAGAGCCCACUUCGCGUUUAACGGUGAAGACGGUGAGCUGACGUUUCGUGACGGCGAUGUCAUCACGUUAAUAGCGUAUGUAAAUGAGGAGUGGGGGCGUGGCAGCCUUAAUGGGCGAACAGGGAUUUUCCCUUUGAAUUUUGUCCAGCUCGUUCAGGAAAAUCCCGAAAAGAAACCGACAGCCGAGUCACAUGCACCUGUAGUUCGUGUAUUAGAAGGACAGACGGGCCGAGCACUUUACGACUUCACUCCUGAGUCUGAAGAUGAACUCUGUCUCAAGGUCGGGGACGUGGUGUCCUCCCUGGAGGAGGUGGACGAUGAAUGGUUUGUAGGGGAACUCGCCGGCCGACGUGGCAUCAUCCCAAAAAAUUACAUACAGCUGCUUUAAAAGCCAGUCAGGACGCAUACAGUGAAAAGUAUUUUCAUGCCAAAAACACCAUGAUGUGUGUGUGUGUGUGUGUGUAUGUGUCCCAAUCACCUCCGUCUACUUUUACUGAAACAAACUCCAACACAAUCAGAUGCACUAUGGUAGUAAACACAAUACUGACUCACUGAUUGAGUCUUAAUCCUCCUGUCCUGUUCUGUUCAUGUACAUGUUAUGUAACAUCUGUUUCUGCUGCCCAGUGGAACAGGGCUACGUCCUCACAAAGACCUGUGUUCUGAGAUCAUGCUUAAGGACUGGGUGGAGGCUGGAUUCUGAUUGGUGGAUCAAAUCUUAUUGUGCAUUGCUAUAAGAAUGAGGCAACGAUUAAGGAAUACUUUUUUCCCCGUGGACAUAAAUGGCCAGCAUUGGUUCUGCAUAGGAGACAUCGGCGGUUGUCUUAGUCAUCGAUCGUUAAAAGGACCUGGUGAAACUAAAGGCGGGAGAUGUACAGAAAAACUGUAUGUGUUUUUGGGAAACGUGGAAGCUGAACUGAAAAACUGUCCCCUCAUCAACAUCAUAUGUGCUUAUGCCAACAGCGACCAGUCAUACAGUAUGUGAUUGCUUUUGUGAUGCCCGAUCCGAAGUAGCUGCCGGCUCUUGCCAAGCAAAGACAAGUGCAAGGGGCAUGGGAAGAAAUUUGAAACCACCCUGAUAUGGAGAAGGAGGUGCUGUGUCAUUACUGAAGCUGCUGUAAAUGCCAAACGAGAGCGUUUUGAGAUCCCAAAGACUCCAGAGACAGGCCUGGUUACCUAUGCCUUUAAACUCCAAACCCACUAUCAGGCACACAUUGAGAGGAUGUACGAUGGCAAGUGAAGGAAGAAACGGUUAAACGGUCGCAGGAAUUGGUUUAAUUCAAAGGAUUUAGGAUGACCACAAAGCCAACAUCAUAAUAUGAUUGUCCAGUCUGUCAUCCCCAAGCCAAGCACUGAUACCAUAGCGUUGUGUAACUGGACUGUGAAAUGGCAUAUAAUUUGACAGACUAACACCAUUUUAGAUUUUUUUUUUUUUUUUUAAGAUUUUAAUUUUAAUAAUUAAUUUUUUUUUUCUUUAUGGAUACUUUUCGAUGUAGGUUACAUCUACUGUACUAAAUGACACUGUGAAUAGUGAUCACCCACUGAAACUCCUGUUUAGUCUGGAACUUUGCAUGAUCUGUGGGGGAAAUGACAUAAAGCCUUUAUAAACCCAAAAUAAAUCCAGAUGACUUACGAUAAA